AUGAGAAGCAGAAGCGACGAGUCGGAGAGACUGUACCUGACAGCCGGUGAAGACUGUACCCGACAGUAUAGCCUCAGGAGGAGUAGGGGAUGGGGACCUCAACGUCAGAGAGCGAGAGGAGCCAGCGGACUAGUAGAUUUAGGCGACUGUGGAGAUUUCCGAGAGGAGAGGCGUUCCAUAGCUAAUAGAGGCCUGGGGGGACCAGCCCGGGAUGAAGUAGCCGAGGAAAAUGGAAAGGAUCGGAAGAAAACGGAAGAAGCGGGCCGGAAAAAGAAACUGAAGGGUCUUCUUCGGCGGAGAUCAGACAGAUCUAGGUCAAAACCACGGUGGUGGGGUGAGAGUGCUGAGAUCGAGACGGUGGUUGGGCUUCCAUCGAAAAACGUGCUUGGGAGCGUUUUGCAUUUCAAGUGA
Molecule: messenger RNA, 411 nt
Organism: Microthlaspi erraticum
Lineage: Eukaryota; Viridiplantae; Streptophyta; Magnoliopsida; Brassicales; Brassicaceae
Source: the annotation of a GenBank genome assembly